Messenger RNA from Venturia canescens, 1511 nucleotides. Its product is annotated as cyclin-L1. Lineage: Eukaryota; Metazoa; Arthropoda; Insecta; Hymenoptera; Ichneumonidae. Gene Ontology annotation, molecular function: cyclin-dependent protein serine/threonine kinase regulator activity. The transcript has a single exon. The record is from RefSeq and is a predicted model, not a curated record. Gene Ontology annotation, biological process: regulation of transcription by RNA polymerase II. Gene Ontology annotation, cellular component: nucleus. Bases 125 to 1378 code for a protein of 417 amino acids.
AAAGUUACGAAAAAGUACUUCAGCGUGUGAACACGGGGGAACGCUUGUCGUCAGAUUUGAGGUUAAAUUUGUUUUGUCAUUAAAAUGAGUACGAUUUUUGAUUAGAAUAUUGUGUCUAAAUACAAUGGGUACUCAAGAAAAUUCGGCGGUUACAUCUGCUUCAAAAUCCAACACCACGAAUAGCUCCAAAGUGUAUGGCAAGAUAGUUUUGACAUUGCAAAACUGUCUGUUGCCUGAUGAGAAGCUCAACUCAACACCGUCGUUUUUGGACGGUUUGGAUGCAGAGACAGAGACGGAUUUACGAAUAUUGGGCUGCGAGUUGAUUCAAAUUGCUGGAAUAUUAUUAAAAUUACCUCAGGUUGCCAUGGCGACUGGACAAGUGAUAUUCCAGCGUUUUUACUACAGCAAGUCAUUGGUCAGGCACAAUAUGGAAACGACAGCAAUGGGUUGCAUUUGUUUGGCAAGUAAAAUUGAGGAAGCGCCGCGACGAAUUCGUGAUGUGAUAAACGUUUUCAAUCACAUAAAACAAGUUCGUGGACAGAAAUCUAUACAGCCUGUUAUUCUCGAUCAAAAUUAUGUAAGCCUUAAAAACCAAGUCAUUAAAUCGGAGCGUCGAGUCCUUAAGGAAUUGGGUUUUUGUGUACAUGUUAAACAUCCACACAAAAUCAUUGUGAUGUAUCUUCAAGUGUUGGGGUAUGAGAAGAAUCGAACACUGAUGCAACAGUGUUGGAAUUACAUGAACGAUUCGUUGCGCUCUGAUGUUUUUCUACGAUAUCAUCCGGAGACGGUUGCUUGCGCCUGCAUAUAUUUAGGUGCGCGUCAACUCCAACUUCCACUUCCCACCUUACCUGUUUGGUAUUCACUCUUUAAAGUCAAUGAAACAGCAAUCAGAGACGUCUGUCGACGAAUUUUGAGGCUCUAUUCGCGUCCAAGAGUAAAACCGGAAGCUUUGGAGAAAAAAGUGGAAGAACUCAGGCGACAGUACGAAGAAGCUAGAUCAAAAGCCAGGGGAGGCGAUAUUGACAGUCACACACCCAGUCCACCGAUCCCUAAACAUCAUAAUGCUUGGGGAGGUUUCAUCAGUCGUAGCGGUACUCAUGCUGUUCCGGAAAGGAUUAAAUCGCCUAGACGUUCCAAAUCAACAAGUACCUCUCCAGCUCGUGGUGACGGAGCCAAACAUUCCAAACGGAAAAAACACUCGAGCAGAAGCAGAUCUAGAAGUCACAGUCACGGACAUACUCACAAACCAAAAAAAACGCAACGUCGUCGAUCCGGCAGUCACAAAUCAUCGCGAACUCGUUAUCGCUCGCGUAGCCGAACUCGCGACCGAGAUACUGAAAAGUCAAGCAAACAUCGUAGUAAGCACAGAAGACAUUGAUGAAGACCCAAUAUUUUUUUUAGUCCAAGCCCAAAUGAAAAAAAAAAUUUUUGUCACAUUUUCGUAUAUGUAUUGAGAUUCUGUUCAACGUGUUUGCUAAUAUCACAAUAAAAUUUGGUUUUUUUAAAUUCAA